This is a messenger RNA of Uloborus diversus, 2186 nucleotides long. Its product is annotated as protein kinase C, brain isozyme-like. Gene Ontology annotation, biological process: protein phosphorylation. Gene Ontology annotation, molecular function: ATP binding; diacylglycerol-dependent serine/threonine kinase activity; zinc ion binding. The record is from RefSeq and is a predicted model, not a curated record. Bases 19 to 2028 code for a protein of 669 amino acids. The transcript has 16 exons. NCBI's taxonomy places the organism in Eukaryota, Metazoa, Arthropoda, Arachnida, Araneae, Uloboridae.
UGUCGUCGGCCGAACAAGAUGGCAGACGAUACGACCGAAGUUCCAACUCUUGGCUACUUCCAACUGGGCCGCGUUCGAAAAGGGGCGCUAAAAAAGAAGAAUGUGUCGGUGAUCAAGAACCACAAAUUCAUCCCCAGGUUCUUCAAGCAACCGACCUUCUGUUCCCACUGCAAAGAUUUCAUCUGGGGGCUUGGCAAGCAGGGCUACCAGUGCCAAAUUUGUAGCUUCGUCGUCCAUAAAAGAUGUCACGAGUUCGUUACCUUCACUUGCCCGGGAGCAGACAAAGGGGUCGACUCAGACGACCUGCGGACGCAGCACCACUUUGUCAUUCACACAUACACCAGUCCAGCCUUCUGCGACCACUGCGGGUCUUUGCUCUACGGGAUUAUUCACCAAGGGCUCAAGUGCAAAGCAUGCGACAUGAACGUUCACAAGAAGUGCCAAGUGAGUGUGCCCAACCUUUGCGGGUGUGACCACACGGAGAGGCGAGGAAGAAUAGAGUUGAGGAUUGAAGCCACUCCCAACAAACUCAUCUGCGAUGUUCGCCAAGCCAAGAAUCUAAUUCCCAUGGACCCCAACGGCCUGUCCGACCCCUACGUCAAGCUCAAGCUCAUCCCAGACAACAGAAACUCUCAGAAGAAGAAGACGAAAACGAUCAAAGCGAAUCUCAACCCACAAUGGAUGGAGACUAUCAUGUUAGAUCUGAAAGCAGAAGACAAAGAUCGGCGACUUCUCGUGGAAGUGUGGGACUGGGAUCGAACCUCUAGAAAUGACUUCAUGGGUUCUAUGUCGUUUGGAAUUUCAGAACUCCUCAAGAGCCCCGUGGAGGGCUGGUUCAAGCUUCUCACGGGGGAGGAGGGUGAAUUCUACAAUGUUCCUGUUCCACCCGAAGGAGCUGCAAUAGCGGAACUUCAGAAUAAGAUGAAGUGUCGCCUGACGAUCAGCCAACGAAAAUCUUACGAAAGUGAGAACCUUCCUCAUAACGUCAGUUCCCAUGACGUCAUCAGGGCCUCGGACUUCAACUUCCUCAUGGUGCUCGGGAAAGGAAGCUUCGGGAAGGUGAUGUUGGCCGAACGUAAAGGUACGGACGAGCUGUAUGCCAUCAAGAUUCUGAAAAAGGAUGUCAUCAUCCAAGAUGACGAUGUCGAGUGCGCCAUGAUCGAGAAGAGGGUCCUGGCGCUCGCCAACAAACCGCCCUUCCUCGUGCAACUACACUCCUGCUUUCAAACCACAGACAGACUGUAUUUUGUUAUGGAAUACAUUAAUGGUGGAGAUCUCAUGUUUCAAAUUCAAAGAUGUGCCAAAUUUAAGGAACCUGUAGCUACGUUUUAUGCUGCUGAAAUCGCAGUAGGUCUCUUUUUUCUACAUAAUAGAGGAAUUAUUUACAGGGAUUUGAAACUUGACAAUGUGCUCUUGGAUCAAGAUGGACAUAUCAAAAUUGCCGAUUUCGGUAUGUGCAAGGAAGGGAUUCUAGGGAAUAAAACCACAAAAACUUUCUGUGGGACGCCAGAUUACAUUGCGCCCGAGAUAAUCUCCUAUCUGCCAUAUGGUAAAUCGGUGGACUGGUGGGCAUAUGGCGUCUUAUUGUAUGAAAUGCUUGUGGGACAGCCUCCAUUUGAUGGGGAAGAUGAAGAGGAAUUGUUUUCAUCAAUUACAGACAAUAAUGUAUCAUAUCCUAAAUCGUUAUCAAAGGAAUCAAAAGAAGCAUUAAAAGGGUUUUUGACGAAAAUUCCAGAAAAACGCCUAGGAAGUGGCCUCAGUGGGGAGGAGAAUAUCCGUAUUCACCCCUUUUUCAGGAGAAUCAGCUGGGAGAAGAUUGAAAACAAAGAGGUACAACCACCUUUCAAGCCAAAAAUAAAAAACGCACGAGCGGGAGAAAAUUUCGACCCCGUCUUCACGAAUGCCAAAAUAAACCUGACCCCCGCGGACUCUUCGAUCAUGGACAACCUGAGCGGGAACGAGUUCUCCGGAUUCACGUUCGUCAACCCCUUUUACCUCCCGCCGCAAUCCCAAGAGACGGAAGCUUAACCACCGCAUUUUUCAUUUUUCGUUUUCCACCUUCAAUUUUCUGUUUCCUCUUUUUUCCUGUAAAAUAACAUUAUAGGUAUAGGUUUUUUACCACUUGGAUCAUUGUCAUGCUUCACGAUGGGUCCCACAUUGCUAAUGGCAGGAAGACCAAUGUGCAA